Myotis brandtii (Brandt's bat) is the source of this 1360-nucleotide messenger RNA. Its product is annotated as butyrophilin-like protein 1. The record is from RefSeq and is a predicted model, not a curated record. Gene Ontology annotation, molecular function: signaling receptor binding. The coding region runs from base 1 to 1059 and encodes 352 amino acids. Gene Ontology annotation, cellular component: external side of plasma membrane. The transcript has 9 exons. Gene Ontology annotation, biological process: T cell receptor signaling pathway; regulation of cytokine production. NCBI's taxonomy places the organism in Eukaryota, Metazoa, Chordata, Mammalia, Chiroptera, Vespertilionidae.
AUGGAGGGUCGCCCCAGCAGCUCUGAGCUCCACCAUCUCACCGCCCUGCUCCUCCUCAUGCCGCUGCUGCUCACUGCGGGGUCCGCAGAUGAGCCUCGGCUGAGGCCACGCAGCCCAGAGGAGUUCGCGGUCCUGGGCCCCGCGGAGCCCCUGGUGGCCGUGCUGGGCGGGGACGUGGAGCUGCCCUGCCGCACCGCCCCGGCCAGGAGCGCGGAGAACAUGCAGCUGCGCUGGUUCCGCUCCAAGUUCUCCGAGGCCGUGCUCAUCUACGAGGACCGCGGGGAGCAGCCCGAGGAGCUGAUGGCCCAGUACGCAGGGCGGACCUCGCUGGUGACGGAGCUCCUGGGCCAGGGGCAGGCUGCCGUGCUCAUCCGCGACGUCCAGGCCUCCGACGACGGGCCCUACUCCUGCUUCUUCAGGGAGGGGGAAUUCUAUGAAGAGGCCAGCUUGGAGCUGAAGGUGGCAGGUGUGGGCUCUGCCCCACGAGUGCGCAUCACAGGGCCGGAGGAGGACGGGGUCCGCGUGGAGUGCGCGGCCUCUGGGUGGUUCCCGAAGCCCCAGGUGCACUGGCGAGGCGGUGGCGGAGCGCAGUUCCGGGCGUUCUCCGAGGCCCACGCCCAGGACGCCCGCGGGCUGUUCAGCGUGGAGGCCGCACUGGUGGUGAGAGACCGCUCUGUGGGCAACGUGACCUGCUCCUUGCACAACCCCAUCCUGGGCCAGGAGAAGGCUGUGGCCAUUUUCAUCCCAGAGCCCUUCUUCCCCAAGGCCCCGCUCUGGAAGCUGGCUUUCUGGGUGAGCCUGGCCGCGCUGGGGCUCCUGCUCCUGGGGGCUGGCUACUGCGCCCACAGAGAACAUUCCACGAGACUGCGGGCGCGCAGUGACCGGGAGACUCUGCUCCGGGCUAAGGAGGAAGACCGGCGGGCAAAGGAGGCGGCGCUGACGGCCACAGAUGAACUGCAGGCCCAGCUCGACUGGAGGAGGAGCGUGUACCUGGCUGCCUGGAGGAAGGCCCAGCUGUAUGCAGAUUGGCGGCAGGAGAAGUUCCAGGCCUGCGAGUGAGUGUGUUUUUUCUGGGUGCGCCUCCUGCUGCCCCACGACUUCUGGCCUCUCCUUCAGUUCUGUGGUGGGACAGAUAGUGGCCCCAGCAGUGGUGGCGGGCUGGGUGGCGAAGGUGAUAGCACAGAGCUGGGGCUGGGGCGUGGCUGGUAUUGGGUGCUGAAUAGAUAUCCCUCACCCAUCGAGUCCAGGCUGGGCCUCAAGGGCCCUGAGACAUAACCAACCCCGAAUAGGUCCUGUGAUUCCUUCUCCUGCUUGGAGGGCCAUGGGGUUGCGUCACAAGGCGCUCGGCUCAGGAGGCUGC